Messenger RNA from Triticum aestivum (bread wheat), 1247 nucleotides. Its product is annotated as probable carboxylesterase 15. Lineage: Eukaryota; Viridiplantae; Streptophyta; Magnoliopsida; Poales; Poaceae. The record is from RefSeq and is a predicted model, not a curated record. Gene Ontology annotation, molecular function: hydrolase activity. Bases 73 to 1170 code for a protein of 365 amino acids. The transcript has a single exon.
CACCAUAGACCAUAGUACACCGUACAAAGCUCUUGCUCACUUGGCCACCAGCGCGCUAGCUUCAAUUAAACCAUGUCGUCGUUAUCUUCGUCGUCCGCCUCAGCCUCGGCGCCGCCGCCUCACGUGGUCGAGGACUGCCUCGGCGUCGUGCAGCUCCUCAGCGACGGCACGGUGACGCGUCCCACGCGAAGCUUCCUUUCUGACCCCCCGGUGCAUGACGUCCGCCGCGACCUGCCCGUCCAGUGGAAGGACGUUGUCUACGACGAGGCCCACCGCCUCCGGCUCCGCAUGUACAGGCCUACGACAUCCAUCGGCCUUGCCGGCGGAGGCGAGAAGAAGCUUCCGGUGCUCGUCUACUUCCACGGCGGCGGCUUCUGCAUCGCCAGUUUCGAGCACCCCAGCUUCCAUGUCGUGGCCCUUCGGAUCGCCCACGACCUCCCGGCCAUCGUGCUCUCCGCGGACUACCGCCUCGCCCCGGAGCACCGCCUCCCCGCGGCCCACCACGACGCGGAGACCGUCCUCUCGUGGUUACACCGCCACGCCGUGGCCGGCUCCGCUGCCGACGCGUGGCUCGCCGAGUCGGCUGACUUUGGACGAGUGUUCGUCUGGGGCGACUCGUCCGGUGGCAACAUCUCUCACCACAUCGCCGUCCGGUACGGCUCCGGCGGCCUCGAUAUAAACCCGGUGCGUAUCGCCGGGUGUGUCCUGCUCGGUCCGUACUUCGGCGGGGAGGAGAGGAUGGCGUCGGAGGCGUGUUCGCCUGCCGACGUGCUCAUGAGCCUUGCGCUGUUCGACCAGAUGUGGCGGCUAGCGCUGCCGGCGGGGGCGACGAGGGACCACCCGGCGGCGAACCCAUUUGGCCCCGAGAGCGCGCCGCUCGAUGACGUCGCGUUCCCACCGGUGCUCGUCCUGAACGCCGAGCAUGACCUGCUGCGUGACCGGACCGCGGACUACGUCGCGAGGCUGAAGGCCAUGGGGAAACCCGUGGAGCUGGUGGAGUUCGAUGGGCAGGAGCACGCAUUCUUCGUCUACGAGCCAUGGGGCGCCGCGGCGGACGGGCUGAUCCGAGUGGUGCGGCAGUUCGUGCACGGCGGCGCGCCGGACACGGCGGCUGCCUUGUCUGGAAGUCCCGAAUUACAUAGUACUAAUUUUUUUUUCAGACAUUUUUAGUGUCCAACUUAUUAGAGCCUAACGCGUGCUUUGCCGCUCCAUUUUUCAAUCGUGGGAUUAACUUUUUUUAAAGAAAA